AUGCAGCAGUCUUUACAGUGGUCUCCUCCUCCAACUGAGUAUUUAAAGCUUAAUACUGAUGGUGCUCUUUUCAGUGAUGUUAGAAAGGCUGGUAUUGGGGCUAUUCUAAGAGAUGUUGCAGGAAAGGUGGUUAUGGCUGCUAGUAUGGCUACACAUGAAGUAGAUAAGCCUAAAACUAUUGAAUUGUUGGCUAAGAAUGACAUGUUGGAUUCGGCUUCUGGUUCUCUGUUUGCUGAAGUUAUACGCUUGCAUACAUGUUUUGCUUCUUGCUCUUAUACUCAUGUUUACAGGGAGGGUAAUGUGGCAGCACAUAGACUUGCCCGUCAUGCUUGGAAUGUUGAGAAUGUUGAGAUGUGGGGGAUUGUAUUCCAGACUUUCUUUCUCAAGCUUUUUGGUUUGAUAAAUGUAUGUAAUCAUCUAUUAUUUCAAUGA
This is a messenger RNA of Carya illinoinensis, 432 nucleotides long. RefSeq lists its product as uncharacterized. The transcript is spliced from 2 exons. Lineage: Eukaryota; Viridiplantae; Streptophyta; Magnoliopsida; Fagales; Juglandaceae. Bases 1 to 432 code for a protein of 143 amino acids. The record is from RefSeq and is a predicted model, not a curated record. Gene Ontology annotation, molecular function: nucleic acid binding; RNA-DNA hybrid ribonuclease activity.